CGCAUACCGCCUGAACAGGAAGCGCUUAUUUAACAACGAUAUAGUGUACACGCAUCCAAUUACGUUGAUGUGGUUGCACCCCAGCCUUUCUCAGUUUGGCUUUACGCCGUCGAGACGACAUUCAACCUCGGAGUGAUCGGUACCGGCAGUGGUUCGCGAAUGUCCCCGGCAAUUCGGGAGUGAAAUGCUCGGCUUAGCUUUCGAGGCUCCAAACUUCUGAAAUUCACCCCGAAAAGAUGGUAACGACUCUAGGCGUAAUUUCCACCCUGAUUGUCCUCGGGUGCGGAGCGUAUGCAGAAGUCAUCAGCGACCCCGCGUUUUGCAGCAGGACAAAGUGCAUUGCCCCGGCCGAGGUGAAGUUCAAGUACCAGAAAGACUUAGUGUACAAGUACAAGUACAAUGUCGACGUCAGUACGAACAUGGGCGAACAAGAGGGUUCCGGGAAAGGCCGGAACGAGUCCACCCUCCACGUCGAUGCUAUGGUGUCUUUACACUUUUCAAGUCCCUGUGAAGGGUUCCUGAGGUUAAAGGAUGUCAGCGUUAGUCACAACCGAUCGUCGUACAACCCGGAAUUCCCAGACAGAGCUGGGGCAGAAUUUAAAGCGAGUGUCGAGGAGUUCAUCCUCAGGUUCGCCUUCCACGAUGGUCAAGUGCAAGAGCUGUGCCCACACCCCAAAGAGCCCAUAUGGUCCUUGAACCUGAAGCGUGGAGUCCUGUCGAUGUUCCAGAACACCAUGAAGAGGUUCGACGUGGACAGGAAAGUCGAGGAACUGGAUGUGAAUGGUAUAUGCGAGACCCAGUACAAGCUUCACCAAGCCAGGAGGACCAGCCUCAUCAUAAGGAAGUCGAAGGACAUCCGAAGUUGCGUAUAUCGGAACAAGCACUUGUCUCUGUUACAGUCCACAGCUUACAGGAGCAUCCUCUCGCAGUCCUCUAAACCGUUUCAGCAGCCAUUGAUGAAGUCUAAGAGCGAAUGUGAAAUUAUUAUAGACCAUAACGUGUACGAGAGAGUGGUGUGUACGGACUCGCACAUGUUGAUUCCUUUGUCCAAUGGGGUGAAGGCCGGUGCCCAAACGGACACCAGGGCUGUGCUCCAGCUUAUGGAAGAGUCUCCGGAAAUCUUCGAUGAAAGUGACACGAAGCUCACUCACGGGAAAAGGACCAAUUUAUUAUACGAUCAUGCCAGUACUCCGAAGCCCACUCACGGGGAACUUAGAGCGGCUAGAGACCUGGUUAAAAGCAUGUGCACCCUGGGGGCUGCAGAAGAAAUGCAGGAGCGCUUCUCGGAGAUGUUCACCAAGUUCAUACACUCGGCGAGGGUAUUGAACUAUCCAUCACUCUCGCAGUUGUUUUCCAGAGCGAACGGGGUCUGCAAAAACGGAAGAAAACACAUUCUGAAUGCGCUACCAUUCAUCGGCAGCAAUGCUGCGGUGAAUGUGAUGAAGGAUCUGAUUAUCAAGAGAUACGUGAACAAAGAAAAGGCUAACGACUGGGUCACGGCAUUCGCUCUGAUCCCAAGGCCUGAUCGUGAGACUUUACUGGCUCUGGCACCGCUCCUGGACUUCCAAUACGAAAUACCGGAUGCUCAGUUCAUUCUCAGCUAUUCCGCCGUCAUCCACGGAUAUUGUAGCUAUGGCGAUCGAGAUUGUCUGCAACUGGAACCGGUCCAGAAGUUCAUCGAGGACUUGGAACGAAAAUUGGACCGUGGAUGCGCCCCGCAAAGCCACACUCUAUCCAUCAUCAAACAGACUUUGGAGGCACUUAAAGCAAUCGGCAACAUGGGCAUUGAAACGGAAUCGUUGCUGAAGAAAUUGAAAGGGUGCAUCGAUGGCGUCGGUGGCUUCCUGCCGAUGGAAUUACGCGUUGCAGCAAUAGAUGCUCAUCGCAGAUUACCAUCCUGCGAAAAGACGAGAGACAGCUUCUUUCUGGACUAUUACAGAAACUAUACAUUAGAUACGGAAAUACGAAUCGCUUCGUACUUGCAAGUGAUGCGUUGCCCUAAUUAUAACGUCAUCAAAAUCAUCAAGCGUACGCUCCAGGAGGAGGAAGUGAAUCAGGUCGGCUCUUUUGUCUGGAGUUAUUUGACGAAUAUAUUGAGCUCUGCGUCGCCCACCAGGAUUGAGGUGCAAAGCCUUUUGACGGACAAAGACCUCGGCAAUAAAUUCAACAGCGACAUGCGAAAGUUUUCGCGGAACUAUGACAAUUCCUUUUUCUCCGACGAGUACAACAUCGGUGCUAAUUACCAAGGCAACUUGAUUUUUUCGCCGAAAUCUUAUAUACCCCGGUCGGCCGUGUUCAAUUUCACGAUGGACCUGUUCGGAGAGUCAGUGAAUUUGUUUGAAGUAGGAGCUUGGAUGGAAGGCUUGGAAUUCUAUGCAGAAAGCCUCUUCGGCCCCGAGGGUCCAUUUAGCGAGGAAAAGGUUGGGAAUCACCUGAGCCAGCUUCUCCGACGAUUUAGGUCUGUUCCCGAGAACGAUCCAAGAUACUGGGAACGAGUUAAACGUUUGCCGAACGUGAUCGAUAACAAUUUCGAUCACCCACGUAUCGGUUUUGGCUUUAAGAUCUUUGGCAACGAGCUUAAAUACACCAUGUUAAAUGGCGACGCUGAAAUAAGGUCCGCUUUGACUUCUUUGAAUCCAUGGGAGAAGGUAAAGCAGAUCCUCUCAGGGAAAGAAAUUCACUACGAGAACACUGCCAUGUUCAUGGACACGUCUUAUGUCGUUCCGACCACUGUAGGCCUUCCCAUUCGAUUAGACUUAGGUGGAUCUGCGGCGUGCAACUUUAAAUUGUCCGGUCUGCUUGACAGUAAAAAUCUAAUAAACAACGGCGAGAUGGAACUCGCGGGUAACAUCAUGCCAAGUGUGAGCGUCGACAUAACUGGAACCAUGAUGGUUGAUGCUUUUUACAAGAGUGCCGGUAUCAAGUUGAGAUCGAAUAUCUACAGCUCCGGUGCCGUACAAGUUCACUUGGUCGUACAGGGAACUCGUCUGGUUCGACUGAGUUUGGGUUUGCCAAACCAGAAGAUAGAGGUAUUCUCGAUCCUUACCGAUGUACUUCUGGUGAGCCACAAUGGUGCCGAAACUAAAGAACACGGUGUGGGAGUGCUCAUCGCUAGUGAGGGUAAAAGAAAUCUUCGACAACGUAUCGGCAGCGUAAUCAGCAACACAACUUGUAGCUGGCAUUCCUUGGAUAGACUGAUUGGUCUUAAGCUCUGUACCGAGUACCAAUUUCCGAAUGUGACGAAAAAUCCUAAUGCCUCGUACUUUAUCUUGAACGGGCCAACGCUUUUUAAGAUCUCCAUGAUCAAGGCCGAUCCCACUGCCAGGAGUUAUCUCUUAGAAUAUAAAUGGGAAAAGACUGUGAACGAGAGCGUCAUAAAGGUGGCCUUCGAUACACCAGGUUCCGAGCUGAAGAGGGAACUGAGCGCCACGGUGUCUUUCGAUGUCAAGAGCAGAAAUGUCACAGUGCUACUUCAGUCAGCUGGAAAUUCGUUAAUUGCCAAAGGAACGUACAAGAAAUCGGAGAACGAGACCCUGAUUGACGUAGGCUUAGACAUAAAUGGCACAAAACAUUUGGAUGCUCGAGUUGGAUAUUCAAAGAAAAACGGAAAUUAUGGUUUUACAUAUUCGCCAAAAUUGUAUUUAGCUAUUAAUAGCGAAAGGAUAGCUGAACUUUCAGGUACUAUAAGGAAUGCCCAGAAGAACAACGUGUCACAGUGUGACAUUGACCUAGGAUUCCAGACUAAGAAACUUCGAAGUCGUGUUCAGGGGUACAUCCUGAAAAGGAACGUUAGUUUGUCCGGAAAUGUUAAGCUGGAAUAUCAAUUGCAAGGGAUGCCAAAAAGAGAGACUCUUCAGUUAGAAGCCUCAUUGAUAAAUCGAUCCUCGAAGACGCUGACGCACAAGGCAGCAAAUUUCAGACUUCAGUCCACAGCAUACCCUCAGUUAAAUGUAGUCAUUUCUUCAUGGUACCAACAAGCAUUGGGCCAUUUGGAACUCCACGCCGAGGUCAAUUCCAGUCCGCAUCUCCGGGACGACCGUCACAAACUUACGGCACAAUUUGUUGUAACUUAUUCCAAAGCAUACUUCCAAAAUCAAGGAGCGAAAAUCAGUGCUUGGGUUGCAGUUACAAAGCCUAUUCAGAACCUAGACAUUAAAGUAGGGGUUAAUCACUUCUCCCUUGGUCCUGAGUCUAAAACGCAUCUGUUAAUUCGCUACGCACCAGGCAAAGAGAUCGUCCUUAUCGUAGGUACCGUCAUGCCCCGAGGAACCAUGUUCUCCAUAGAAGGUCACGCAAAUUUGACCAUCCCCAACUUUAGCUCCAUGAUAAUAGACGCAAGAGUGCACGAGAAAGCUCGAAAGGAAUACGAGCUAGAUUUUGCAGGGACCUGGUUCAGUGGACACAAUGUCACGAUUCGAGGAACUUAUUCCGAUAGAUCGUCGGCAGCUAUAGUAAACCACGUGCUAAAGCUUCUCCUGAAGUCGCCAAGUUUUACCAAAGACGUAAUCGUGAAUUGCAAGUUGUACAACGAUGCAAGCGAUUUGAAGAUCGACUUGUACAUGGAGCAAUUGGAUAUGGAUAAAUAUGCACUGGUGUUGAAACACACUACGAUCUCACCGACUCGGUUGGUCACUUAUUUAGAGGGAAGAUAUAAGAACAGCUUGUACACGAUUAUGACUAACAUUGACUUGCAACGAGAAGCGCGGGCUGAGAUUCAUUUGGACAGUUGGAGGGAUGUACAUUUGAUAGUCAGAGGUAUCAAUGAAGCAACGAAGAAAGAAUUCGGGUUGGAGGUAAAGUGGGACGCCAAUCGCGAUCCUGCCCUGAAAUUUGCCACGGCCCUUCAGCUUUUCAAAUUCGCUGCCGAAGGUAGCAAUGCUAAGAAUGUCAGCGCAAUCUUUUCAGUGACUUAUCCUGGACGUUUGGUAACGGGCUCCUGUUUACUCGCCAUUCGUGGUCGCAAUAAUUACGUUUCCGACUUUCGAUUGGACUGGAGCCCUGAACACAUGGUUCAGUUUACUAUCGACGUCGACUACAACAUGGAAGCUUGGGAGAAGUCCUUUAAGCUUGAAUCCCAAUUGCUUACUCCUUUCGAACAGUGGAAAAGAACUUCGUUAAAUACAAGGCUACUUCAAGAUGAGCGGCAGUUUAUAGGAAACGGUAGUGUUUACUGGCAAGACUCGCACCACAUAAUCCUGGACUUCUCAGGAAAAAUCAAGGAAGAAAUAGAUAAUCUUGAGUGGAACGGUGAUUUUAGAUUAGUCAGUACUGUGCACAGUAUAAAAUGGAUUACAGCGAACGUGACUCAUAAGCAAAGCAAUAAAAGCAUGGAUUCUCAUUUGGUGAUUAAGUAUUAUCCUGACAAGAUAGUGGAUGCGAGAAGCCUGUGGAUUUUGCAUAAGGAAGCCCACGAUAUCUUCAACCUUACUGGAACCGUGAAUCUUGUCUCGCCUUUGGUCAACUACCGGAAAGGGGAGAUGAAAUGCUAUCUGUGCAUGAAACCCAACUGGAAAUUUCAAGGAGCAGCUAAUAUCGAUAUCGACCGGCGAAAAUAUACCGCGAAUUUAAUAGGCGAUCUAACUAAGUUCAAGGAGUCCAUGCUUCAACUAAAUGUCACUACACCUCUGGAGCGUUAUGCGUUUUUGAGAGGGAGAUUUGGAUUUUCAGAGAGCGAAAGGCAUCUCGUAGCUGAAGUAGUUAGUCCCUCUGGGCCCUUAGGUUUCGAGGCAAUUUUUCAGCUAUUUACGACCUCUCCUGAUUUCCACGUCAAGUUACUUUUGGCUACUCCAAUCGACGUGCUGCAGCGUUCCUUGUUGGUCGCUAAAUUGAACAAACGAGAAGCAGAUUUUCGAGUUGCAUAUAACAAUAUCACUGCAGGGUUCCAGGGUGUCUGGCAUUACGAGAACAUCACCGAUUUUCAUUACAGUUAUAUAUUAUAUACGCCACUCCAUGGACUUCACGAAAGUGGGAUCGUUACAAAGCUUAUUGUAACAUGGGUUGAACCUUUAGGGAGACUGGAUCUAGAUACCGAGUUCUCCCUCAGAUUGGUGCAGAAGAAAGUUGGAUUCAAAGCAAAAGGUGGCCCUAAACCUCCACCCGUUCAUAUUCCAGUGAAGAAUAUUAAAGUCAUUGUCGAAGAAAAUAGCGAAGAUUAUUCAAUGGAAGAUGAAGAGGACAAUGAAGAGAACUUGUACUGGCGAGGGGACUUAGAGCUGUAUGCUGCUGUAAUAGAGCCCAUUAUCGGUCAUUUAGAUAUUGAUGAAGAUGAUUCCACGUACAAGAUCAUAGGUGUUCUGAAAUUACCUCAAGGAACUAUCAAAUUGGAUGAUCAAUUUUUCAUAGAUAAUGUGUUCAACAUGAAAAAUGACUUGAGCAUCGAAACUCCAUUUGAAUAUGCCUCCGAAAUUACCUCACAGUACGCUUUUAAUAUUGACUUGGAACGUUCGAUGUAUCUAAUCGAGGAUGUAAGAAUAAAGAAAUAUUCUGAAUGGGUAGAGGCUGGCUUAAAUAUCAAUUACACGCUUCAAAAAGGUGAACUCGAUGAUUCGAGAGCGCACAUGGUAAUAGUCAACGUAAAGACUCCUCUAAGCCUCUUAAAAUAUAUAAACACGAAGACUGUAAUAGAGGUUGAUGAAAAUUAUUAUGUAGUGCGAGUUGAUGUGCAGGCACAAAAUUGUUCCGCGUCGUUUGGAGGAUCACUUGAGAUGGACGAAGGAUUUCUAGCCUCUACAGUAAUGGCAAAAGUAGACAGUCCAUUAAUCACUGUACCGAGAACAAAAGUCGUUAUCAAGAAAGAUUUAACGGAUAAAGAAAAGCGUAUGGAAUUCAGUUUAAUUACCGCAGAAGCCAUUCCAAAACUUAUAAACCUACAUGUAACGUGGCACGUGGAAGAACAGAAUUACGUGAAAAUCUCCGUUGCUCUGGAAACGUGGAUCGAAUCGUUGAAGAGCUUAGAAGCCGACGUUCUCUUCGAGGAUACAGUUACAAAGAACGACACCGCUAAAUUAAAUCUGAGCUUGAAAUGCCACCCAGAACAAGAAUACAGUUUAAUCGGCAACUACAGAAGCGGAUCGAUAAACGUUCACUUGAAUACCCCGUUGCGAUUAAAUGAACAUCUAAAAAUCAACGCCUUAGUCAUUCGGGAAGAUGACGACACGUACAAAAUAGAGGGUAACAUGAUAAACGAAGAGACCGCAGCUGUUCACAAGGUAAAAGGUACUUUGAAGUUGCACGAUCAGACGUUCUCCAGUUUAGAAACUCAAUUCGACCCAACGGAAGUUGACGCUUCACCGAACGACAGAAUAACGUUGAAAGUAAGACGCGAACCAAAUGGAAUUGUUUUGGAGAUGAAUAGCGGUUUCCUUAACACCUCGGCGAUUUUCGACUACGCAAACCCCGUGAAUUGGUAUACUGGCAUUAAGGCUGUAGCUUUGAAGGAUGAUAAUGAGCUUAUCUACGAACUAGAAACAUUCAUGAUCGUACAGACCAACGGCAAUACUACCGUUCACCUUUACGGGGUGACACCCUGGGAGGACCUGGAGAGAGUGACUUUAACCGGGAACAUGCUGCUGGGCAACGUGUCAGGGAAUGUUAAAGCAGAGUACGAACUAAACGACGACGCUUAUUGCGUUGAUUUUCUUUGGAAGCUGAACUAUAUGGUCGACAUGUUAGGACGGAUAACGGCGAUCUAUACGAGCGAGGAUAUCGAGAGUAAGCACAUCGAUGCGUUGAUUUUCUUCAAAAAUCCUGCACGGUCCUUCAGAAGUAUCGAUUCCGGGUUCGACGUGAUCGUGGACCGAGAGACGUGGAGACUAGCUACAAAUGCAUCGAUUGGUUUCCACGAUAAGGAAAACAUCGAUGCUGUUGUCACCGUUAGAUUGCCACCCCCAGAUAACGAUAGCCACAGACUACUCUUCAGUUAUCAUGCCAUUGACGGGCUGCACAAUGCAUCCUAUGUAAUUGGGUAUAAUGCCUUAAAUGCGCAGACUAAUUACGCAUCGGACGGAUCAAUACGAAUGGCUGCAAGAGACAUCGAUGGCCAUGUCCGGUUAACCUGGGGAGCGGCACAAGACCAGACUUUGAAUAACAUUUUCAAUGUAAAAUUCAACCAGAAAGCGAUUGAUUUCAAGUAUUCAUUGUUCACCCCGCGAUUCGUAAACGAGGAGACCGUGAUAUUCUUCUUCUCCUACGAUGCGACCCCGGAAAUCUACAACAUCUUUAAUGCAGAUAUAUAUUACCCGGCAAAAUUGCGCGUUGGGUCGGCGCAUAUAUUCUACACGAGUCUCAUAAACGUUAAUGGAACCAUCAAUGCAACCACGCCGAUAACAAAUUUCACAUACGUAGGAUGCAACUUCGAGGUGCUCACUACUUUGAAGCAAAACAAGCGAUUCGUCGAGCUCUUCUGGCCGAACAACACUGCGAUUUUAAGCUCGGACUAUAGUUACCACAGCGAGAAAUUGGACUCCUCUCUGGAGGGCCAUUUGCUCAUAGAGAUUCCCUUAAACACCCGGCAUGUAGGCCACUUGACGUACGGCUACAAGAAACGGCCUCAGGUGACGAACGGCUACGCCGAGUUGACGUACAACAAGCAAAAAGUUCUUCAUGGACAAUACAACUCAAAGAGCGAAUCAAGAGCCGGCUUUGAGAAGGACCGUAUCCAGAUCACGGUGGAGAACGCCUAUAAGCCAAUCGGUAUAAUAUACAUUAACCAGUACGAGUACAGUGGAGGUAACGAGGGUACAAAUUAUCCCACCGUGGAGUUCAAGCAGGUGAACGUCUAUCGGUUAGAUAAUAGUUCAGCGUUUAAUGUCGCUGGCGAGUCAAGGAUCAAGACAACUCACACGGGUCAAGAUAUACAUCUGAAAGCAGUACACUCAAACAGGACCGUCCAAUUCAAGACCGACUACCAGAUCUUGCCUGGCGAAUUCGACCAGCACACCUGGCUGAGUCUGGCCGACGAUGCCUGGGCCGCAUACCAUAUUAAUAUUCUGAAUAAGACCACGGAAGACGUGGAGAACCAGUUCCUAGUGGUCAGCUUUGCGUACCCGCGAAGGAACUUCACUCUGGAUGCAUCCUACGAGAUAACGGCCGCAAAAAUCAGCUCCGAGGCAAGGCUGGAUUGGGAUAAGGACAAGGAAAGGCCGAGGACCCUGGGCACCUCUUUCGUUUGGAAAAAUGUCACAUUACCUAGAGGUGUCAAUCAACAGCAGGCGAUUCUCAGUCUGAAGCACCCGAGCUUCAGUAAAGAUGUUACCGUUACUGGCCAGAUAAUUAAGGGAGACGUCAGAGACUGGUUGAAUGCCCACCUCAUCAUCGAUUAUUCUCUAAACAGGGAGAAACUGCUGUUAUUGUCCGCGAUCCUGAAGGAUGAAAGUAAUCUCCCUGUUGAGAGGAAGUACUCUUAUGUGAUAUCUGGAAAGCAUCCCAGUACUCAACUGAACCUGGAGAUUCAGGGAUCACUUAGAAAGUACUCGAACUACCUUAUGGAGACCUACAAUAAUGCGACUUACAAACGUAGUUUCCUGCCCGUGGAGAGUGGCUUACUGAACGCUAGACUGGACAUUUCCUUGAACGAAGUCGAGCUGCACAGAAGAAACAACGACGUCAUUAAAUAUUUUAGGAGCCGGUAUUAUUUGAUGCACCCUGAGUAUGUCGUCAACGGGUCUUUUAUCAGGACUCCUGAUAUAAAUGCCACGGGAGCGUUGUACCUAAAUGUCCGCGAGAAGCUCACCUGGAUGAUGGUUAAUUAUACACCUGAUGCGGUGGAGAGCUUGCGAAUGUAUGGAAACAUUCCUGAUGCGAGAAAUGCAAUUUUCAACAUCUGGAGGACCUAUGAUCAGGAUCUCACCAUAUCGGACGUUUCUUUUUACUUGAAGCUUAAUCAUUCUCGGCUUGUCACGUCUACACUUCGCUGGAGACCGGAACUGAAGAGUGAUAUAACGAACGCUAUUAAAUCGUCGCUGUACGAAAUGUACGAGGAAACGGGAAAAGACGCGGACCACUGGAGGCAGUACGUGAAAAGUGAGACCCUGAGCGCAAUAUCUGGCGUAUGGGAAGAUGCUGAAGAAGACAUGAGAGAAUUCCUAGACGACUGGAACGACUUGAAGGAGCUCGAGACGGACUUGGAGGACUUGAAGAUAUAUCUGAACAAUUCGUACAACUCUAACGAUUUCUACGUGAAGGACAUCGUGGGUUUAGGCUUGUACGUGAUAGACGAGCUCUCUUUGCGCAGUCACAUUCAAUCCCUGCCAAACAUCCUAAACGAAAUUUGGGAAAUAAUGGGCGAAUCCGGCGAAGCCAUUCGCAAUUCUCUGCUGUGGAUCAUCGAGACGAUCAAGAGCGGAUACAAUAAAAUUCUGGAGAUCGUCGGUGCCGUGCUGAAGGGCGACUCGGUGACGCAAAUCGCGAACAUAAUCGAGAAGCUCAUAGAGAAGUACGACAUGUUCGUGAAGGACCUUCACGUGUCGUUCAUAAAAUACAUAGAGAAUCUGUGGAACAACGUGGUCGUCUCGAUAUCGCAACAGUGGAACAAAUUCUUGAAACUGGUCGAGCCCACGUUCAUCCAGAUCGUGCAUUACAUCGAGGCGGUGAUAUGGAAGGCCAGCAAAGAAGUCGUCGACUUCUUGUACGACCGGCGCAAUGAAAUCAUAGCUUCGCCCUACUUCGACCGCUUCACGAACUUCACCCAGGACAUCGACAGGUUCUACCGUGACGUCAAAGCCAACGACAUCAUCACGAAUUUCCAGAAAUACUUCGGCAUUGUCGUCCAGUUCUUCCAGGAGCGAUACUUUACGAUCGUGCCAUUCGGCAAGGAACUCAAGGAUGUCGUCGACGAGAUACUGUCGGAGCUGAAGGAGCUGAAAAAGUUGCCCUCGGUCAAGUACGCCCUGGACAAGAUACAGCAGCUUUAUGAAAAGGCCGAGUACCUCUAUGAGUACUUUGAUGUCAAGGCCAAGGUCGAAAGUACCGUACGCCUGGUCCACUCCAAGCUGAUAGACAUCAGUCAGACCGCUCUACAGGCCGAAAGUCGAUACAGGGAAGCGAAGACUAAAUUUAUUUUCGAUCCUCACCAGGGUUUGAUGUGCCUUGAACAGAAGCUGCCCAUGUCUUGGCAUGCCUUCAACCAGACUCCGCAAUUCCAGGAGAUCCCCGAGUACAGAGCCAUCGCUGACAUGGGAUCGUACUUCGUCACUUCCAAUACCACGUUCUGGGCGAUCUAUUAUCGAUACAAGCCUUACACCGAGCCAUCCAAUUGGCUGCCUCCUUUCAAGGCUCAAGCGCUUAUUGCUGGUGCGCAGCAUUACGUGACGUUUGACGGUGAUCAUUAUGAAUUUUCUGGAUCGUGUACAUAUUUGCUGGCUCGAGACUUUGUACGGGACCAAUUCGCUGUUCUGAUCCAGUACGACCAAGGCGAUCGUGGCACGGGAAAGUCUCACCGAGUUAUAGUCCUGAUGGGCAAACAGGCAAUCGAGUUGGAUGUCUUCAAGGAUACCGUACGACUCAUGGACUCCGGGACCACAUUGCGACUUCCGGUGGAACUGGAAAACGGAACCGCUUUCGUUUACCAGGACGAGCACGUAGUGACUGUGGAGCGCAAGGACAAGCAGUUUAAAUUGGAGUGCAACUUGAAAUUCGAUCUAUGCAGUUUGGAGCUCUCGGGCUGGUAUUACGGAAAGACAGCGGGUCUUCUGGGCACAAUGGACAACGAAGAAGCUGACGAUCGUCUGGCCUCGAGUGGCAGGGUAAUCAGUGACCUAGGACAAUUCGCUCAGAGUUGGUCUCUCGAUGGAGAACAUUGCAAGAGCCACGAGAACUUCGCCGUGAUCGGGGAGAAUUCUGCUGAGCAGUUUUGCGAAGACCUGUUUGUCAAUAAGAGCUCAGAAUUCAGCUCGUGCUUUAAUGUGGUCAGUCCCGACGAUUACGAAGACAUGUGCCUGAACAGUGGAAACGGAUCAGAAGUGUGUACUGUUGCAAUGGCUUAUAUGCAGACUUGCAUGUUUUACAACAUUUAUCUGAGAAUACCAGAUAGGUGCACCACGUGUACCAUGAUAAACGGCUCGAGAGUACCUGAAGGAGAAUUCCGAAAACUGGAGGGUCCAUCCGUUCCUAAAUCAACGGACGUUGUCUUUAUCGUGGAAGCUAAGGAAUGCAAUCGAGCCAUCAAUGAGAAUCGUAGUAUGGAAUACUUGGUGACGCAGAUGAGCAAGGAAUUCAACGAGCAGGAGUUAACGGAGAAUCGCUGGUCCCUCGUCACUUUUGGGGGCGAUGGCGUGUACAACGAACCUAGGAGCACCAUCCUUGACAAUCAAAUUUUUACUAAAAAUGUAGGACACUUUGUGAAGUACUUCGAGGAUAUUCCUGUCGGCAAUGGCAAUCAGGAUAUAUUCGCUGCGAUCGGAUUCGCCUCGAAGCUUGUCUUCAGGGCCGGCGUAUCCAAGACCUUUGUCCUGAUCCCAUGUUCUCAUUGCGAGCCGCAGAAUCAAACCCUGGAUUAUUCCGUACUGCAUCAAGUGUUACUUGAACGAGACAUUACGCUGCACAUUUUUAUGGAUGGAGACUUCCAAUUCGAGAAGGAGAGGCUCAACAAGAUUUUCUUUGGACUGGAUGCCAGGAAAUCGUACACCAAGAAGGAUGCAAGAGCUUUAGUCGGGGACACCGACUUGAGAAGACAAGUGAAAUUGUCCAAGCACAUUCUAGGAUACUGUACGCCGCUCUCUUUGGAGACUAAUGGUACAAUAUUCAGUGGGAAUAAGCUGCGUUUCGACAAGCUACCGUCCAUCAAGAAAUUUGUCAGCGUAUUUGCCAAAAGGGUGGCAUUGACAGCGUUCCCUAGCACUUGUCAGCAUUGCGAAUGCACGGCAGAUAAUAACGGCAUAACGCAAAUGGAGUGUAUGCCAUGCAUUUAUCCAACACCUGUUACAGUGGAUUAUGUCAGCGAAACGUUCAACGAGGACGCGGCUCUCUCAGAACUUCAGAUGUUGAACUUAGAUUACGGCCAAAUGGACAUGGAGGAAGAUUGAAGACAGUAAGAUGCGACUUUAAAGACACUGUACGAAUGCCCUAUUUAUUCAAGAUGUUAAACUGUAAAAAGUGAAUUAAUAGAUCUACCCUUACCUUCGGUGAGGAUAAAUAUCGCGAAUUAAUGACGUAUAUUAAUUUGGUAUAACGAACGAUGAUCGGAUUCAGCUUAGAAUCGAGAAAGCGCUUUGUUCGAACGAAGUCUGCAAAAGAAAGUCACUAUCUUACCAAAAUGUAUUUUAUUAAUAUGCGUUGAUAAUGGAAAUAUAACAAUAUGAAGUUCGACAGAUGGA
Molecule: messenger RNA, 13310 nt
Organism: Orussus abietinus
Lineage: Eukaryota; Metazoa; Arthropoda; Insecta; Hymenoptera; Orussidae
Gene: Apoltp
Exons: 25
Coding region: 237-13019 (4260 amino acids)
Biological process (GO): lipid transport
Molecular function (GO): lipid carrier activity
Source: RefSeq, a predicted model, not a curated record